GCCCGUGCUUCGGCGCCGCUCGGCUCCCUUCCCGCCCCUCGCUCCCUCCCUCCCUCUCUCGUUUCCCUCCCUCUUGUCCUGGGACUGCUUGGAGCCCCGCAGCGCGAGUUUGCUGCGGUUCCGCGCGGCGGAAGAGUGCGCCAGCUUCGGCUCACCUGGGCGCCAGAUCCCAACCCCACGCCUCUUCCCCUACAGGCUCCUCCGAGACCAGCUGGCUGCUGGGGGAGCAGCGGCCGCCCAGCUCCUGGAGGUCGUUCCCUGGCAUCCUCGGGGACAGAGGAAGGAAGAGGCGGCAGCGGCGGGAGCCCUGGUGGGCGGCCUGAGGUGAGAACCCCGCCGGCCCCGCUGGGAAUAUGGCGACCGGUGGCUACCGGACCAGCAGCGGCCUCGGCGGCAGCACCACAGACUUCCUGGAGGAGUGGAAGGCGAAACGCGAGAAGAUGCGCGCCAAGCAGAACCCCCAGGGCCCCGCCGCCCCGGGAGGGGUCAGCAGCGACGCCGCCGGGAAGCCCCCAGCGGGGGCGCUGGCCACCUCGGCGGCCGCCGGUACUAACGAGCUCAACAACAACCUCCCCGGCGGCGCGCCGGCCGCACCUGCCGCCCCCGGGCCCGGGGGCGUGAACUGCGCGGUCGGCUCCGCCAUGCUGACCCGGGCGGCUCCCGGCCCGCGGCGGUCGGAGGACGAGCCCCCAGCCCCCUCUUCCUCUGCGGCGUUGCCACCCCGGCGUGACGAGGAGGAGCGGGACGGCGCUCCAGAGAAGGGCAAGAGCUCGGGCCCUAGUGCCAGGAAAGGCAAAGGGCAGAUCGAGAAGAGGAAACUGCGGGAGAAGCGGCGUUCCACCGGCGUGGUCAACAUCCCCGCCGCAGAGUGCUUAGAUGAGUAUGAAGAUGAUGAAGCAGGGCAGAAAGAGCGGAAACGAGAAGAUGCAAUUACACAACAGAACACUAUGCAGAAUGAAGCUGUAAACUUACUAGACCCAGGCAGUUCCUAUCUGCUGCAGGACCCAUCUAGAACAGUUUCAGGCAGAUAUAAAAGCACAACCAGUGUAUCUGAAGAAGAAGUCUCAAGUAGAUAUCCUCGAACAGAUAGAAGUGGGUUUCCUAGAUAUAACAGGGAUGCAAAUGUUUCAGGUAAUCUGGUUUCAAAUAGCACAUUGGAAAAGAAAAUUGAAGAUCUUGAAAAGGAAGUAGUAAGAGAAAGACAAGAAAACCUAAGACUUGUGAGACUGAUGCAAGAUAAAGAGGAAAUGAUUGGAAAACUCAAAGAAGAAAUUGAUUUAUUAAAUAGAGACCUAGAUGACAUAGAAGAUGAAAAUGAACAACUAAAGCAGGAAAAUAAAACUCUUUUGAAAGUUGUUGGUCAGCUGACAAGGUAGAAGAUUCAAGACCCAGUGUUGAAAAAAUAUUUUAAACUACUGAAUGUUAUGGUCAAUGCUAGAACAAUAUUCCUAUGCUGCAAUGCAUUAAAAUAACUAAGCAUGUAUAUUUAUUUCUAGAAAACAGUUGUUUAUUUUCAGAAUACUUCUCUUUCAUUAUUGGUUUCAAAAAAGCAUUAACCUUUUAUCUCACAAAUAAGUAAUAUCUUUCAGUUAUCAAAUGAUAGGUAAUGCCUUUUUGGUUUUGUGUGAUAUUCAACUAAUAUAUGGUUUAAAGUCACAGGCUUUUGAAUAUUUUAUCUUUGGUAGUACAGUUUCUCCCUAAAGGAAUAUACAUAGUCAUUGUUUACAUGAGUUCAAAUACUUUUGGGAUGUUACUUAACAAAUGCCUUAUUACUGAUGUGUGCGACCUUUUGUGUGUCAAUGACUCACUCAUAAAGGUUUUUGUCUACUGUCAUUUGUUCUUUCCACAUAUUCUAAGCAAUUUAGAGUAAUACAGUCAUACUUUUGUAUAACAGUAACCUUUUAAAAGCAAAGCUCUUAUAAAGUCACUGUCAUGUUCUAGUUGACUAAAUAUAAAUUUAAGAGAAUACUUGAAUUGUGGUAUAGUAAAUAAAAAUUUACUAUUUUGUGUUUGAGUAUUGAAAAAUUGAAUCACUUUAACUCCUGAAAAACAUACAAUUGUAAUUUUAAUGUAAAAUUUCUUAUGUAGGUACUACCUUUUUUUAUUUUUCCAAGGUUUGCUAGUGAACAUAGGAUAUUUUAAAAGUUACUCUUCAGGCGUGGAAAGUGUACAAAGUCAGUGUAAAAGAAAAAUCCAUAUUUUUAUUAUAUUAGCAUAUGUAUUAAAAUCAAAAGCAAAAUGUUAUUCAUACUUAAAACAUUUAUAUAAAAAAGUUAAGCAGAAAUAUUUCUGUAAGCAGAAAUAGUACUAACAUACUUUGCCUAAUUUCCAAGCUGAAGAAUAACACUGUGACACACUUUUUCCCUGUGAGAGAAUAUUCUCCUAUUUCAAAUUUAGAGGAUUUUCUUCUUAACAUUGAAAUUUUUAAAACAGAAUUACUUCUAAAGAAUUAUACAAAUUUUCUCUUCUAUUAAAUAUUAUUAUUUAGAAUUGUUUUAUAGUACAUUUUCAUGUUAAGAACCCCCUCCUCCCUUAAAAUACAUGAACAUUAUGAAAUUUUUGCCUGAUCAUUGAAUUUCAAACAGCAAUAUGAUACCCUUUUAUCUAGUUAAUAUAUGAAAGUGGCUUGAAUGUAGUCAGAUCCAGUUUGGGUACUCUACUGACUUUUUCCUUCACUUGCCAAGCUCUUUUAUUAUUCACUUUUAGAGAAACAGAGAGGUGAGACAGCUGGGGGGAAAUGUGGAGUAAAUGAUAAAUAGCAGAUGUGAAUUCUAAAAGCAUCUACAUUUACCUGGACUGGCUCUCUGCCUUCCCCAGUUCAGAAGUUUCGAGCUUGGCUGAUCGUCAGAAUCACUUGAGAAACUUACAAAGAAUUCCUUGGCUGUAGUUCCUAUGUAGGUUUAGGUUGAGACUCUGGACUCCAGAAUUUUUAAAGGUUGUCAUCUGAAGUUUCUGAUCAUAGUCUAGUUUUGAAGCAGCUGCUGUUGUAUCUUUAUUUCAUUGAAAACUCUGGAAUUGACAUAAUUUAAUCUACCAACACUUCUCCUCUUUUAGUUUAAUAAUUAACCUGGUCUCCAGGGCCGUUUUCAUAUGUCCAUGUAUAUAUAUAUUCACUGCUCACGAAAAAGUUUAAUGUUAGAUUACCUAAUUUAAUAUACUUGCAGAAUUAAUGCAUAAGGGCUUCCCUUCUUGGAGACUCUUAGCCAGCAUGGGAACGGUGAUCUGCUGCCCACAUGACAGGGUGGUAUGUCAGGCACAGUUACUGCCUUUGGUUGUACUCAUCUUUAAUUACCCUUAGUUAUGUGGCAUACAUGUCCUUAUUGCCUAGUUCCUCAUCCAUACUUUGGAUCUUGUGAAAAUGCUAUCAGUAUCCAACCCUAAAAUAUAUUCGUAUAUGGGUUUUUAUUAAAAUAAUUACUUUGAAUUUUCUACUUAAUUCAUAAAAACAUUAAAUAAAAACAUUUCACUUCACUUUAAAAUGUUAUAUCGGUUAUUAAUACCUUUAAAGACAGCUGUUAAAAAAAUUUUUUUUUCAGUUUUUGGGGAACAUUUCUAGUAGUGAUUUUAUUGGCCUUUUUAACAUAAUGAUACUGAGUAUAUAAAGACAGGAUCAUUACAACUUAGGCAAAGCAUUUCACAUGCAGUCUUUCUCCCAUCUGUUUAAAAUAUGUAUUUAUUUUACAUACAGAUUUUUACAGUAACUAUUGAAAAAUAAAGUAGGAUCUGCUUCAGUUUCCCCGGAAAAUUUAUAAAAGUAUUGAGAUUGUUAGAAGGUAGUUUUUAAGUACAUAUGCACUACCCUAGACAACUUGCCUAUUGUCAAUAAAGUGAUAGUAUUUGUGAAGUUAUUAUUCCUAUUCAGAAAUACUAUUUCUUAAAUCUCCUGGGAAUUUGUGACAUAAUAAAGCACAUCCAAAGUUCUCAUGU
Messenger RNA from Cebus imitator (Panamanian white-faced capuchin), 3927 nucleotides. RefSeq names its product pro-apoptotic WT1 regulator (gene PAWR). The coding region runs from base 354 to 1376 and encodes 340 amino acids. The transcript is spliced from 7 exons. NCBI's taxonomy places the organism in Eukaryota, Metazoa, Chordata, Mammalia, Primates, Cebidae. Gene Ontology annotation, biological process: apoptotic process; positive regulation of apoptotic process. The record is from RefSeq and is a predicted model, not a curated record. Gene Ontology annotation, cellular component: cytoplasm.